Molecule: messenger RNA, 2301 nt
Organism: Clonostachys rhizophaga
Lineage: Eukaryota; Fungi; Ascomycota; Sordariomycetes; Hypocreales; Bionectriaceae
Source: the annotation of a GenBank genome assembly
AUGUUCGCACAUGUAGGCUGGGCGGAGGCUAGUGUUCCUGAAUGCAGCAUUGUAAAGGACACUCCCCAGGAGAAUGCGAAUAUCUCUUCUGCAUACUUUGCCGGGUUGUGUCCUCGAAUCCGCUCUAGCAUGUUAAAUCGCGCCGACGCUGCCUCGGGUGUAGCCUCGUCAAGAGGAAUAUGUGACCUCUUCGGGGCUGCGGAAAAUAUUGGCAUAGCAGUUCGGUGGCCUAACAUUCAUCAGUGUUCUAACCCUUUCCGAGGGAUGGGUUGCCGAGGACGCUACUGGGGAUCCUAUUACUCUGAACGGGCCCUUUUUCUGAGGUUCCAACCCGUCUCGGGCAAUGCCCUUAAGGGCUCUACGCCAGUCUUGAAGUCCAAUCAGAAGGCCGACCCAGCUGGUACACACACGAUCGAAAUAGGCGUCUGCGAUGCUGGCGACGAUGCUCUCGACAGCGCUACAUUUGUCCGUAUCAUCGCAUGCACUCAGGCCUGUGCAUCUGGAACAGUCAACCUUGGUUGCGAAUCGCGGGGCGGUGAUACCGACGGUGACGGAAUUUACGAUGAUGUGGACAACUGUCCCUUUGUAAGCAAUCCCGGGCAGGAAAACUCGGUUGGCAAUGGUGUCGGCGAUGCAUGUCGUCAGCAGCCGGAGCCGGAGCCAAAGGAGCAAGUCGGGCCUGAAAAUGGACCGACUCUUAAGGAUAGGACUGGUAUUGCUGAAGUUAUAUCUGUGGCUGAACUGGAAGAGGGAGUUAAGCCUGAAAAUAAGAUAAUUCUUAGGGAAGUAACUCUUAGAGAGAAGAUUAGUAUUAUUAAAAUUAAUUCUUUAGCUAAAUUAGUAGAAAUUAAAUCUGAAAAUAGAAUAACUCUUAAGGAUCAGAUUAGUAUUACUAAAGUUAUAUCUAUAGCUAAACUGAAAGAGGGAGUUAAGUCUGAAAAUAGGAUAACUCUUAGAGAUAUUACUAAAGUUAACUCUUUAGUUAAAUUAGAGGGAGUUAAGCCUGAGAAUAGAGUAACUCUUAGAGAGAAGACUAGUAUUACUAAAGUUAACUCUUUAGCUGAGUUACUAGAAGUUAAGCCUGAAAAUAGAAUAACUCUUAAGGAUCAGACUGAUAUUAUUAAAGUUAUAUCUAUAGCUGAACUAGAAGAGAGAGUUAAAUCUAAAAAUAAGAUAACUCUUAGGAAAGUAACUCUUAGAGAGAAGACUAGUAUUACUAAAGUUAAUUCUUUAGCUGAGUUAGUAGAAAUUAAACCUGAAAAUAGAAUAAUUCUUAAGGAUCAGACUAGUCCUCUUGCCCAAGUCAAUCCUGUAGCUGAACUCGAGAAGGAAGUCGGGCCCGAAAAUGGAGUGUCCCUUGAGAAGAUUGACCCUAAGAAAGAAGACGACCUUAAGGUUGAUCCAGGGGAGCAAAUCAAUCCUAAGCCUGAGCCCCCAAGAUUGGAUUCGAAUGACAAUCCGGGGGAUUUCAUCAUCACGAGCGGUAUGAACACUGAUCUUGUCUUGCCCCAAUCAGUGCCAUCACCAACCCCCGAAGCUCUGCUUGGAAAUGUCGAGUCCGAAGCUCACAUAGCCCAAGGACUUAUGUUGGAUGAUUCAGUUGUUCAUUCUUCAGGGCUUGCAGCAUUUCCUGGCGUGGAUAGUGCAGGAAGAGUGAAAGAUGCAGGGAUAACAGGCAGCGGUGGUGAAGCUAAGCUCCUUGCUGCCGGUGUCAAUGUGGCUCCCAUCGCUGGCACAGCGAAAUACGACGGACUCACCACUGAUGGAGCACUCUAUGCAAUCAACUGUCAUUCCUGUGAAAGACAUCUAUCCUCUUUUACGAGCGCCCCCGCGGCACAGUCACAAACUUGUUUACAGGAGAGCAAAAGCUUUACGACUUUAACCCCAGGAAAUAAGUUGAUAGUGCUGGAGCCUAGUCCGGUGUACCACUAUACCUCGACAGCGAAUGAUCAAACCACGUAUCCUGCCGUUACGACCCGCGAGGGCAUGGCCCAAGAGACCAAAGGGGCCGUGGACGAGAUCAACAUGCCGAACCCUACAGGCUAUGCAGAAGCUUCCCCACACGGCCCAGCUCCUGUUAUGACAAAGGUACCUAGUGAACUUCCUAGUGAAUUACCUAGUGAAUUACCUAGUGAAUUCCCUGGUGAGUUCCCUGGUGAGUUCCCUGGUGAAAAGCAAGAACAGAAAAGUACAUAUCCUCCCGCACCAGAAGGUGUAGUGGUCGCUUCUGGGUCGGUGAAUUAUUUGCAGAUAUUUAUUCUGGCGAUAGCUGGCUCUAUCACUCUGGUUGUUAUAAGAUGA